AUUGCGCAUGCUCAGUACACGAAUCGUCCUGGCAGAUGACAAGGGAGAAUAAAAUUGUUGCAUCUUACUUAUAGUUAUACGUGGCCAUUUCAGCAUCAAGGAUGGCGAAGACAGAACAGAUUUUGAAAUUAACCCCAGAUGGCGAACUUCGCUUCAGAGGACCUUUUACGGAUGUGGUCACAGCUGAGCUGAAACUUUCAAAUCCAUCAGAAAAGAGAGUAUGUUUCAAAGUGAAAACUACAGCACCAAAGCGUUAUUGUGUUCGUCCAAACAGUGGGAUCAUCGAGCCAAAUCAGUCAGUCAGUGUAGCGGUUAUGCUGCAACCAUUUGAUUAUGACCCACAAGAAAAGAAUAAGCAUAAGUUUAUGGUUCAAACCAUGUUUGCUCCAGAUGGCCCUAUCGAGAGUCAAGAACAGCUUUGGAAAGAAGCAACUCCAGACAUGUUGAUGGACUCCAAACUGAAGUGUGUGUUUGAGAUGCCAGCUGACAGCAGUAGUCAGGCCCCUGUUGUAAAGGUAAAAGAGUCAGAAGAUAAGCCACCUUCCAGCAAGCCUGUCAAACAAGUACAGCUUGAAACUUCACCUCCCACAUAUGCAUCCAUAGUUGAUUCAGAAUCAGGAAAAAAGGAUGAGGAUUAUCAGAGACUGCAGGCUGAGAUAAAGAGAUUGACUGAAGAUAAUGCAAAGUUAAAGGAGUCGGAAGUUCGGCUGAGGAAGGUCGCAAUCAGUGACACUGUGUCGUCUUCACCCACAUCCUCCAGUGGCCCCGCCCCCGCCCCCCAGGCCGUACCCAACUUACCACCCAUAGUCUAUCUCAUCAUCGCAUUUAUUUUAGGACUUAUCAUUGGAAAAUUCAUUUUCUGAGACUAAAGACAUCCAAACAAGUUAGUGUGUAGACGGACAUUGAGAGUUGUGGAGAGACUGACUUUGAUAAAGAGAGGACUUGUUCUACCCCCAGAUAUGAAUCGCUUUUUCUCUAUGUAAGGUUUUUUAAGGUUCAACUGAAAUUUAUGCCAGAUAUUUGUUCAGUGUUAUUGUAAUAGUUGAUAUCAUACAGCAGAAGAUUUCAGUUUUGGUACCAAUUUGUUUUGAUUGAUUCCGACUUAUUUGUUAAAUUUGCAUUUUACUGAUUUAUAUAUAUGGAAUGCUGAUUUAUUUGUCAGAAUGUGCACUGGAUACAUUUUUUUCAAACAGAAAAGAGAAACAUGUAAAACAAGUCUUUUAUUCAACUGAUGUGUGAUGAAUUGACUUUUGUUGAUGCAAUAAACUGUAUCAUAAUGUUCGACGUGUGUCAGCAUGUAAGACUGAAAUCACCAUUUCUCUGGCUGAACCUGAGUGUGCAAUGUUAUUGUUUGCCAAGUAGAUGCAUGUUGAUAUUGUUUACUGACUUGUAAUUUAAACUCGUUGACAGAAUUUAGUAGGAGGUCACUGAUAGUUUAUUAUAGGUUAUCCCCCCCACCCCAUUCAGUGACCAUAACAUGUUAUAUACAAUCUUGUUAUUUUAUCCAUAUCUAUACAGUAGUUAAGAGGAGUUAGUCCAAGAGAAGGGGUUUCCUUGCAAAUGUUAUUUAUUCUUUUUUGUUGAAUGAUUUGCUGCUCAAUAAUGUUUUUACUGAGUGUUGGGCAAAUUGAGACUUAUUUUUUAUUCACAAACUGCAAGGUUUAAGAAUGUCAUCCAAAGAAUAAUUGUACAAAUACAAAUACCUGUCCAGGGUUUUUUUUAACAACAAAUCUUGUCAUAUUUGAUUAUCUCAUCAUCUGUAUGUGGGAAUUGGUGGCAUAUUUCAUAAUGUACAUGUAAAUGAAUGUGUAUUCUUUUCUGAAAGCAAAGUAAACCAGUUGAUUGUAAACAAAGAAUAGACAACUAACCAUUGUAAUAUUUACAAUAAAUUGAGAGAUUGGACAGAUA
Molecule: messenger RNA, 1908 nt
Organism: Magallana angulata
Lineage: Eukaryota; Metazoa; Mollusca; Bivalvia; Ostreida; Ostreidae
Product: vesicle-associated membrane protein/synaptobrevin-binding protein-like
Exons: 7
Coding region: 102-863 (253 amino acids)
Biological process (GO): endoplasmic reticulum membrane organization
Cellular component (GO): plasma membrane; endoplasmic reticulum membrane
Molecular function (GO): FFAT motif binding
Source: RefSeq, a predicted model, not a curated record